CAAGAAAAGCCAUGAAUAAAACCAAAGCAAAAGCGUCACCAUCUGCAAUGCCAUUGGUGAACAAAUUACCUCAGACCUCCCUCCAAUGGCAGACAACAACGACCUCCUCCACACCGCGAUCAGAAGGCUCGCCUCGGUAGCCAACCACCUCCUCAUUUCCCCUCCCUCCGCCGCACUCGCACCUGAACUUGCGCUCUGCCACACUUCCAGUUCCAGCAGCACCUACCAACGGGUUCACGGCGAUGUUCCCUCUCACGACGUCGUUUGGAGUACCGCUUCCGAUGACUCUGGCAAGGACUUCACUGACAUUCUGUACGAGAAGGCUGUUGGGGAAGGAAUAGCCAAGAUUACUAUUAAUAGGCCAGAGAGAAGGAAUGCCUUUCGGCCCCAUACGGUUAAGGAGCUUAUCCGCGCUUUCAAUGAUGCAAGAGACGAUGCCUCUGUUGGGGUCAUCAUUCUCACCGGGAAGGGAACCCAGGCAUUUUGUAGUGGUGGUGACCAGGCCUUGAGGACCGAAGAUGGAUAUUCUGAUUAUGAAAAUAUUGGUCGCCUUAAUGUGUUAGACUUGCAGGUGCAGAUCCGCCGCCUUCCAAAGCCAGUAAUUGCAAUGGUAGCAGGUUAUGCUGUUGGAGGAGGACAUAUAUUACAUAUGGUUUGUGAUCUAACCAUUGCAGCACAUAAUGCCAUAUUUGGCCAAACUGGACCUAAGGUAGGAAGCUUUGAUGCUGGUUAUGGAAGCUCUAUCAUGUCCCGUUUGGUAGGUCCCAAAAAAGCACGUGAAAUGUGGUUUCUCACUAGGUUCUAUACCGCUGUUGAAGCAGAUAAAAUGGGCCUUGUCAAUACUGUUGUACCACUAGAAAAUUUGGAGAAAGAAACAAUAAAAUGGUGUCGGGAGAUACUCAGGAACAGCCCAACUGCGAUUCGGGUUCUUAAGUCAGCUCUUAAUGCAGUGGAUGAUGGGCAUGCUGGACUUCAGGAAAUUGGUGGGAAUGCAACCCUGAUAUUUUAUGGAACUGAGGAAGCCAAUGAAGGGAAGACAGCAUAUAUGCAGCGUAGACCCCCGGAUUUUUCUAAGUUUCCUCGGCGACCAUAAAUUCAAAUGUUUUUAUGUGAAUUUUUGUGAUCAAUUUGAGGCAAAGACCUCUAGACUAUCCAAUAUUUAUAGUGGGGAAAAAUGAUUUGAUACCCACUUAUUCUUGCCAUUGUAUGAGGUUGGUGAUAAAAUGAUUUACAAGAUCUAACUGAUUUGUCUUACAAGUUAAAAAGAUGAACCGCUCAACAGUAGCAUCCA
Molecule: messenger RNA, 1291 nt
Organism: Lotus japonicus
Lineage: Eukaryota; Viridiplantae; Streptophyta; Magnoliopsida; Fabales; Fabaceae
Product: 1,4-dihydroxy-2-naphthoyl-CoA synthase, peroxisomal
Exons: 9
Coding region: 86-1093 (335 amino acids)
Biological process (GO): menaquinone biosynthetic process
Cellular component (GO): cytosol
Molecular function (GO): 1,4-dihydroxy-2-naphthoyl-CoA synthase activity
Source: RefSeq, a predicted model, not a curated record